AUGCACAAACCCAUGGAGAAGUCCCAAAAGUUCCGCAUCGAGGCGCUCCUGGCUGGAGAGCCGGCGCGGAGUGCCUCCCCGCCGGGGCUGAGUCCCGGGAGCCCCGCGGCCAGCCCCGGCCCCUCCGGCCGCUCCGACACCCCCUCGCCACGGGCGCCGACGGCCGCCGCGCCCCUGGCCCCGGCCGGCUUCAUCCCCAAGCCCGGCUUGCUGCACCUCCCGGGGCCCGGGCUCGGCGCACUGCCUGCCCUCUACCCGCCCGCCGUGUACCCGCUCCCGGCUCUGGGGGGUCAGCACCCCGCUUUUGCCUACACUGGCAUCCCCCACUUGCCGCCGCCCGGCGCGGAGCACCUGAAGGCGGCCGUGGCCGGCUCGUUCCCGUUGGAGCACUGGAUUCGAGCCGGGAUGCUGGUGCCGAGGCUCUCCGACUUCCACGCCACUCCGCAGUCUGGCUUGAUGGGGAAGUGCCGCCGGCCCCGUACAGCCUUCACCAGCCAGCAGCUCCUGGAGCUGGAGAACCAGUUCAAGCUCAACAAGUACUUGUCCAGACCCAAGCGCUUUGAGGUGGCCACGUCGCUGAUGCUCACAGAGACACAGGUGAAGAUCUGGUUCCAGAACCGCCGCAUGAAAUGGAAGAGGAGCCGCAAAGCCAAGGAGCAGGGGGCUCAAGCAGAGGCUGAGAAGCAACGAGGGCUCAGCAAAGCCUGCGAGAAACUGCUGCCCGGAGAGCCACAGGGACAAGCUGCCGAAAGCCCCGAGUUCCUGGGGUGCAGCCCUGGCUCGGGCUUCCUGCACCGCAGCACUGCCGAGCUGAGCUACGGCCCGGACUCCUCCUGCUCGGGGGGAGAGGAGGAAGAGGAAGAGGAGGAGGACGAGAUGAGUGCCACUGAGAGGAAGAUCGGUUCAGUGUUGUGA
Molecule: messenger RNA, 915 nt
Organism: Colius striatus (speckled mousebird)
Lineage: Eukaryota; Metazoa; Chordata; Aves; Coliiformes; Coliidae
Product: motor neuron and pancreas homeobox protein 1
Exons: 3
Coding region: 1-915 (304 amino acids)
Biological process (GO): central nervous system development; spinal cord motor neuron cell fate specification; endocrine pancreas development
Cellular component (GO): nucleus
Molecular function (GO): sequence-specific double-stranded DNA binding; DNA-binding transcription factor activity, RNA polymerase II-specific
Source: RefSeq, a predicted model, not a curated record